GCGCGGCGGGGGCGGGGCCGCAGCUGCGUGACACUUGUCGCGGGGGAGGGCGAGCCCCGGUGCGGGGGAGGGAGUGUAAAUACAGCGAAGGCGGCUCGGUGUCAGCCCCGCCACCACCGGGCGUCUGGCGCGGAGUCUGAGGGAGAUGGAAGCUCAGCAAGAGCAACGGCGCAGAAAGGUGGAGGCCGGGAGGGCGAAGCUUGCUCACUUCCGACAGAGAAAAACCAAAGGCGACUGUGCGCAUUCGGAGAAAAAGACGGCGAAGAGGAAGGGCUCGGCUGUCGAUGCGCCUGUCCAGGAGGAGAGUCCGGUAGCCAAGGACGACAGCGAAGUCCGUGGAGGAGGGGACGUUUACAAAAGCCCAUCAUGUGACCGCACCCCUGAUGGGACAGGAGGGGCCUUUGCAGCUCAGCUGGAGGACUGUGAUGGAGAGAAGAGAGAGGACUUGGAACAGCUGCACCACCAUUCUGGAUGGUGGAACAUUGACCACCAUCCGGAGCAGCAUGGGGUCAUCACCGUCAGUGACCACCAUCCGGAGCAGUGUGGGGUCGUCACCGUCAGUGACCACCAUCCGGAGCAGCGUGAGGUCGUCACCGUCAGUGACCACCAUCCGGAGCAGCGUGGGGUCGUCAGAGUCAGUGACCACCAUCCAGGACAGCGUGGGGUCAUCACAGUCAGUGACCACCAUCUGGAGCAGCGUGGGGUCAUCACAAAGGAGUGUGAACAAGAAUGUGAACUUGCCAUUGCUGACAUGGAGAGCUGGCGUGAAGAUGAGGCUGGCCCGCAGCAGAGUCAGGCGGUGCACGGCCUUGAACUGGAGGCGCUUCGCCUCAGCCUGAGCAACAUGCACGCGGCGCAGCUGGAGCUGACGCAGGCCAACCUCCAGAAGGAGAAGGAGACGGCACUGACGGAGCUGCGGGAGAUGCUCAACAGCCGGCGUGCCCAGGAGCUGGCCCUGCUGCAGAGCCGGCAGCAGCACGAGCUGGAUCUCCUCCGGGAGCAGCAUGCACGGGAGAAGGAGGAGGUGGCGCUCAGGUGUGGACAGGAAGCAGCCGAGCUGAAGGAGAAAUUACAAUCAGAAAUGGAGAAAAACGCCCAGAUAAUAAAGUCCCUGAAGGAAGAUUGGGAAUCUGAAAAAGAUUUAUGUUUAGAAAACCUACGCAAAGAAUUGUCUGCAAAGCAUCAGUCAGAAAUGAAGGAUUUACAAAACCAGUUUCAGAAAGAAUUGGCAGAACAGAAAGUUGAGUUGGAGAAGAUUUUUCAAGACAAAAAGCAGGCUGAAUGGGCCCUUAGGAACCUGGAGAGUCAACAUCAAGCAGCCAUUGAAAAGUUACGUGAAGACCUGCAGUCCGAGCAUUGCCGGUAUUUAGAAGACUUGGAGUUAAAGUUCAAAGAAAAUGAAAAAGAAAAACAGCUGGAGUUAGAGAAUCUUCAGGCAUCAUAUGAAGACCUGAAGGCCCAGUCACAAGAAGAGAUCAGGCACCUGUGGUCCCAGCUUGGUUCUGCGAGGACCAGCAGACAGGAACUCAGUGGGUUACACGAGCAGCUCCUGGCACGCGCCUCUCACGUGGAAGAUUUGGAACAGCUGAAGCAAGGCUUUGAACAGCAGCAACAGCAAGCAAAAAUCCAGCAUGAGUCCGAACUGGAGCAUCUGAGGAUUUAUUUUGAAAAGAAGUUAAGGGAUGCUGAAAAAACUUACCAAGAAGACCUAACCCUGUUACAGCAGAGGCUGCAGGGGGCGAGGGAAGAUGCUCUUCUUGAUUCUGUGGAAGUCAGUUCAUCCGGCAUGGGUUUCGAAGAGACACCUGAGACAGAAAGAAAAGAUCACCUGGAUAAACGCGAGCCUGAGCGACAUAAGGAGAGCCUGCUGUGUGUCCAGGUGGAGUUGGAAGAAAGCCACAGGCACCAGUUGGAAGCGCUGGAGUCAGCUCUCUGCAUCCAGCACAAGCGGCAUGUCUCAGACAGAAGCCAUGCGGAGGCUGCCCCGUUGGGACAGGCGUGGCGUCAGAAGCCCUCUGAAGGGCACAGCCAAGAGCUCCCCUGGGUACAUCUCCAGGACGGGGCCGUGGAGUCUGACACAGAGGUGGCAGCCAGAGACUUGGGUCUGGAAACAGAGCACAAGGUUAAACUUUCUCUUCUUCAUACUGAGCUCAAAGAAGAAAUUGAACUCCUAAAAAUAGAAAAUAGGAAUUUGUAUGAGAAGCUGCAGCAUGAAAUCCGUCUGAAGGAGGACUUGGAAAAGGUAAAGCACAGUUUAGUUGAAGACCACCAGAAAGAACUAAAUAAUGCUAUGCAAAAGAUUCAGCUGAUGAAACAGGAAUCCAAAAAAAAAGAAGUGGACUGGAAAGUUACAAGGGAGGAGCUACAGCAGGAAGCUGAGGAGAAAUUAACAUUGAUGCUUCUUGAACUAAGAGAAAAGGCUGAAUCUGAGAAACAGUCCAUGGUAAACAAGUUUGAGCUUCGAGAAGCUGAAAUGAGGCAGCUUCAGGACCAGCAGGCAGCCCAGAUCCUGGAUCUGGAGAGGUCCUUGACAGAGCAGCAGGGCCGCCUGCAGCAGCUGGAACAGGAGCUCAUGGCAGACGAAGCCCUGCGCUGCAGCCGUUGUGGGCGGGAGCCACCCGCAGCCCAGGAUGGGGAGCUUGCCGCACUCCGAGUGAAGGAGGACUGUGCCCUGCAGCUGAUGCUGGCCCGGAGCAGGUUUUUAGAGGAACGUAAAGAGAUCACCGAGAAAUUCAGUGCAGAGCAAGAUGCCUUCCUGCGGGAGGCUCAGGAGCAGCACGCCCGGGAGCUGCAGCUCCUCCAGGAGAAACACCAGCAGCGGCUUCUGUCGGUGACAGCAGAGCUCGAGGCCAGACACCAGGCCGCGCUGGCCGAGCUGACAGCCUCCUUAGAAAACAAGCAGGGGGCUCUGCUGGCUGCACGUGUGGCUGAACUGCAGACAAAACAUGCUGCGGACCUCAGCGCUCUGGAGACCAGACAUCUGUCAAGCCUGGAUUCUUUGGAAUCCUGUUACCUGUCUGAAAUUCAGACCAUCCGUGAGGAGCACAGGCGGGCCCUAGAGCUCUUACGAGCAGACUUUGAGGAGCAACUGCGGAAAAAGGACUCUCUUCACCGAACGAUUUUGACUCAAGAGUUGGAGAAACUGAAGGAGAAACAUGACAGGGAGCUGCAGUCUCUGCGGGACGACCUGCGAGCCCAAACAAGCCCGGAGCUCGCUAGGACUGUGGCCUACCAGCUGCAGGGAGCCCACCAGGGUGAAUUUGGAAGUGAAAAGAAAGCUACAUUGCCUGAAAAAGAAGAGACACAUAGGCUCCAGAGUGCACAGGCACAGCCUUUUCACCAAGAGGAGAAAGAGUCUUUGUCUCUGCAGCUUCAAAAGAAGAAUCACCAAGUCCAGCAGCUGAAAGACCAGGUUUUCUCCUUGAGUCGUGAGAUAGAAGAGUGCCGUGCUGAGCUGGAGGCGCUGCAGCAGAGGCGGGAGCGGGAGAACCAGGAAGGUGCAAACCUUCUCUCCAUGCUCAAGGCCGACGCCGACCUGUCCCACAGCGAGAGAGGGGCCCUCCAGGAUGCCCUGCGCAGGCUGCUGGGUUUGUUUGGAGAGACGCUGAGGGCAGCCAUCACCCUAAGGAGCCGGAUUGGGGAGCGUGUGGGACUCUGUCUGGACGACACGGGCACAGGCCUGGCCCUGUUGGCAGCUCCGGCGCUGGAGGAGACGUGGUCUGACGCAGCCCUGCCGGAGUUGGACAGAACCCUGUCUGAAUGUGCAGAGAUGUCUUCCGCGGCUGAGAUUAGCAGCCACAUGCGUGAAAGCUUUCUCAUGAGCCCAGAAAGUGUGCGGGAAUGUGAGCAGCCCAUCCGGAGGGUCUUCCAGAGCCUCAGCCUGGCCGUGGAUGGACUGCUGGAGAUGGCCCUGGACUCUAGCAGGCAGUUGGAAGAAGCACGCCAAAUUCAUUCUCGUUUUGAAAAAGAAUUUAGUUUUAAAAAUGAAGAGACGGCACAGGUUGUCAGGAAGCACCAGGAGCUGCUGGAGUGCUUGAAGGAGGAGAAUGCAGCAAAGGCAGAGCUGACACUGGAGCUGCACAAGACGCAGGGUACCCUCGAGGGAUUCAAGGUAGAGACUGCGGAUCUGCAGAAGGCGCUGGCCGCGAAGGAGGAUUCCGAGCACCGCCUGGUCUUGGAGCUAGAGAGCCUGAGGCAGCAGCUGCAGCAGGCGGAGCAGGAGCAGGCGGCACUGAGGGAGGAGUGUGCCUGUCUGUCGAGCCAGGGGGAGGCCGCAGCCGCGGACGCUGAGGCCAGAGAAACUGCUCUCCGGAAGGAAGUGGAGGAUCUGGUCACAGAACAGUCGGAGACCAAGAAGCAGGCUGAGAAGGACCGCUCAGCCCUGCUCGCCCAGAUGAAGAUUUUGGAAUUGGAGUUGGAAGAACAGCUGUCUCAGCAUCUCGGGUGUGCCAAGCAGGCAGAGGCUGUCACCGCCCUGGAACAACAGGUGGCGUCUCUGGACAAGCAUUUGCGCAGCCAGCGGCAAUUCAUGGAUGAGCAGGCUGCCGAGCGGGAGCACGAGCGUGAGGAGUUCCAGCAGGAGAUUCGGAGGCUGGAGGGGCAGCUCCGCCAGGCGGCCAGGCCGCAGCCCUGGGGCACUCAUGACAGCCAGCAGGCGCCGCUGGAUGGAGAGGUUGAGUUGUUACAACAAAAGUUGAGAGAAAAGUCGGAUGGAUUUAAUGAAUUGGCUCUACAGAAAGAGUCGGCAGAUAGACAAGUAUCAAUGCAGGAAGACGAGAUUAAACGUCUGGAGGAGAUGAACGUCCACAUCAGAAAAAAAGUGGCCCAGCUCCAGGAAGAAUUGGAAAACCAGAAAAACAUUGUGAAAGAGUUGGAACAAGAUAAAGAGGCGCUAAAGGACCAGCAGAUGAGUAGCUUGCUUCUGGCGUCCACGUUGCAGUCUACGCUGGAUGCAGGCAGAUAUCUUCAGCCUCCUUCAGGCAGCCCUCCGCAGGGUCCAGAAGCCCCAUUAGAGGUGACACAGAGCGCACUCCUACAGCGAGAGAGCGAGGUUUUGGACUUAAAAGAACAGCUUGAAAAGAUUGAAGGUGACUUAGUAAGUAAGAAUGAAGAAAUACUGCACCUGAACCUAAAAUUAAACAUGCAGAACAACCAGACUGCCGUCAGCCUCAGAGAACUUCAGGAAGAGAACACGAGCUUGAAGGCAUUUCUGCACAACAAAGAGGAAGAGAUACUGCGUGUGAGCCAGCAGCUGCAGGCACAGCAGGAUGGGAUGGCAAGCCACGCUCUGGAUGAGGUCACAUAUACCAGAAGCUCUGAGAUUGAAGAGCUGAAAGCCACUAUCGAAAAUCUGCAGGAGAACCAAAAACGAUUACAAAAGGAGAAAGCAGAAGAAAUUGAACAACUCCAUGAAGUCAUUGAGAAGCUGCAGCAGGAGCUGUCCCUCAUGGGGCCCGAGUUGCACGAAGUCAGCCACAGUCAGGCUGGCAGUCUGCAGAGUGAGCUGCUCUGCUCCCAGGCUGGGGGCCCUGUCGGGCAGGCGCUGCAGGGCAGGCUCGAGGCUGCGCUUGAAGCCAAGGAUGCCAUGAGCCGGCUGCUGGCUGAGCAGGAGCACCGGUACAGCCAGGCCCUGCAGGCCCUGCAGCGGCGCCUCCAGGGUGCAGAGGAGGCUGCGGAGCGGCAGCUGGCUGAGCUGGAGCGCAGUGCAGCUCUCAGGGAAGCUGAGGCCGAAGGCAUGGCCUCCAGGAUCCAGGAGUUUGAAGCAGCGCUGAGAGCGAAGGAAGUGAUGAUUGCCGAGAGGGAUUUAGAAAUCCACGCUCUGAACCAGCGGAAGGUGGCCCACUCUGCUGAGCUGGAGGCCAUCCUGUCAGCCUUGGCCCACCUCCGCCGCGCCCUGGAGCAGCAGCCCCUGACAGCCCUGGCGGAGCCCCCCGAGCUGCAGCGGCUCCGAGCACAGUGCGCCCAUCUCGGCCGCCAGCUGCAGGUGCUGCACCAGCGGUUCCUGAGGUGCUGGGUGGAGCUGGACAAGCAGCAGGCCUGCGGCGCCGCAGCUCACACUGGGGUGCCCGGGGUGCACCCGCAGCCUUGCGCGGACGGUGACGUGGAGGCCGCCCAUGAUGCUGCCUUGGAGCCAGCUGUCCCCAACCCACGGGGUGAUCUGCAGCCCAUCCUGGUGACGUUGAAGGACACACCUCUCUGCAAGCAAGAAGGCAUGAUGUCGGUGCUCAGCGUCUGUCAGAGGCAGCUGCAGGCGGAGCUGCUCUUGGUGAAAAAUGAAAUGUGCCUGAGUCUGGAGGAUGGCGGCAAGAGUCAGGAAAAGGUGCCGGAAGAUUGUCAGCUGCCAAAGGGCGACCUUAUAGCUCAGGUGAAAAGACUCCAGGAAAAAUUGAGCUGUUUGCUGGAUUCCAUGACUUUCCAGGACGUGGACGCUGCUGACAUGAAAUCUCCACGGCUUGUGGCCUCUGCACACCUGCUGGAGAGCCACUGGAGUGAUGAUUCCCAUGAUGGCGAAGAGCCAGACAGAUCAGCCCCUGUCAAUGUGUGUGAUGCCAGUACAGCCACAGGGGAGCUAACUGAUGUCAUCAAAAAUCAGGGUUCUUUGAUACCAGAUGAAGUGCCAGAUUCUCCCAUUCAAGAAAAAUCAGAAUGUCAGGACGGGCCCCGUUCUUCACCCACCAGCCUGCUUGGCAGCCUCCACCUCCGGAGCCGUGCAAUGGAGGCCAGGCCCCCGAAGAGCCCGGUCAGGAUGUUGGACCUGUCUUCCUGGAGCUCCCCUGAGGUUCUCAGGAAGGACUGGACCUUGGAGCCCCAGCCAAGCCUCCCUCUGACGCCCCACUCAGGCGCCCUAAGCCUAUGUAGUGCUGACACCUCCCCGCGGGACAGGGCGGACGCCUCGCUGCUGCAGGCCCAGGGGCCGGGGCUGCUUUGUUACCCAAGCGUGUCCGCAGCAGCGCUGGCCCCGAAGUGGGCCGGGUCUCCGCCAGAUGACCUCCAUGUGGAGAGGGUGGCUGUGGAGAAAGAUGUGGAAGAUUUUAUAACAUCUUUUGAUCCUCAAGAAACGUUAAGUUCACCUCCUCCUGGAUUAAAAGGAAAGACCGACGGAAGUGAGAAAAGUGAUGGCUCAGGUUUUGGAGCAAAACUGAGCCCAGGGUCCGGAGGCCUUGAGGCUCACACUGCUGGUCCUGUGACCCCUGCUCCCAUCUCUGGAAGGUUUCAGCCACUGCCGGAAGCCAUGAAGGAGAAGGAAGUCCAUCCGAAGCACAUGAAGGCUUUGCUGCAGAUGGUGCGUGAUGAGAGCCACCAGAUCCUGGCGCUGUCAGAAGGCCUCAUGCCCCCCAGUGCUCUGGGCACAGGCGAGCCACACCCAGCCUGGAAGGGAAACGAGGGAGACCUGCAGGAAAAGUCACUGGAGCAUCUUCACCUGCUGGACCGGAGCAGCCUGCUGUCUGAGAUCCAGGCUCUGCGUGCCCAGCUGCGCAUGACGCACCUGCAGAACCAGGAGAAGCUGCAGCACCUGCACAUGGCGCUGACCAGCGCGGAGGCGUGUGGGAGCCAGCAGGAGCACCAGCUGCGCAGGCAGGUUGAACUGCUGACCUAUAAAGUAGAGCAGGAGAAGUCCAUUGCAGGCGACUUGCAGAAGACGCUGAGAGAAGAGGAGGAGAAAGCACACGGCCUGCAGAAGCUCCUGGCAGCUGAGCAGAGUGCCGUGCGGGAUUUGAAGUCUGAGCUCUGCGGGUGCAGGCAGGAGAGCGAGCGGCUGUCCGGCUCCCUCCACGAGGUGCAGCAGGAGGUCCUCCAGCUGAGAUCCGUGCUGAGCAGUAAGGAGAACGAGCUGAAGGCCGUGCGUCAGGAGCUGGAGAGCGAGCAGGGGAAGGGGCGUGCCCUGCAGAGCCAGCUGGAGGAGGAGCAGCUGCGGCACCUGCAGAGGGAGGACCAGAAUGCCAAGGCCCUGGAGGAGCUGCGGGCAUCUUUGGAGACGCAGCGUGCCCAGAGCAGUCGACUCUGUGUGGCACUGAAACACGAGCAGGUGGCCAAGGACAACCUGCAGAAGGAGCUGCGCAUCGAGCACUCACGCUGCGAGGCCUUGUUGGCCCAGGAGCGGACCCAGCUCUCCGAGCUGCAGAAGGACCUGGCGGCUGAGAAGAGCCGCACCCUGGAGCUGUCGGAGGCCUUGCGGCAUGAGCGGCUGCUGACCGAGCGGCUGAGCCAGAGGACACAGGAGGCUUGCGCGCAGCAGGACACACAGUCACAGCACGCUCUGCUGCGGAAGCUGAGGGAGGAGAAGUCCCGUGUGGUGGACUUGCAGGCCAUGCUCGAAAAGCUGCAGCAGCAGGCCGUGCGCUCGCAGCAGCAGCUUGAGGCCGAGGCUCAGAAGCACUAUGAGGAGCUGAGGAGAGAGAAGGAGCGUGAAUUAGAACUGCAGCGUCAGCGUGACUUGCAUAAGAUUAAGCAGCUUCAGCAGAUGGUGAGAGACCUGGAGUCGAAGGAUGGGGCACCUGGUGGCCGCCUCCACCCAGAUUCUGCUCGCGGGGCUGCCAGCUCGGACGUGGACCACCUCCGGGAACAGCAGCGAGAGCUGGAGGCCAUGAGGCAGCGGCUGCUCUGUGCUGUGGGGCUCCUCACCAGCUUCACCAGCCAGGCCGUGGGCAGGACAAUUAAUGAUUGGACAUCAUCCAAUGAGAAGGCAGUGGCAUCUUUACUGCACACAUUGGACGAGCUGAAGUCUGAGUUGAGCAGGCCCACCUCCUCCCAGAAAAAAAUGGCAGCAGAGCUGCAGCUCCAGUUCGUGGACGUCCUGCUGAAAGACAACGUUUCCCUUACCAAAGCCCUCAGCACAGUGACCCGGGAGAAGCUGGAGCUGAGCAGGGCGGUGGCAAAGCUUGAGAAGAUGCUGAAGCAUCACCUGCAGAAGGGCUGCACCCCGAGUAGGCCGGACAGGUCGGCUUGGAAGCCAGACGAAACGGUUCCAGAGAGUUCCCUGAGGCGCCCAGACCCUGGCUGGCUUCCACCAGCUGCCAGCGGGGAAGCCAACACCAGCAACGUCAAGAUGGAAAAAUUAUACCUACAUUAUUUGAGAGCAGAGAGCUUUAGAAAAGCUCUGAUUUAUCAAAAGAAGUAUCUUUUGCUGUUGAUUGGUGGAUUCCAGGAUUCUGAACAAGAAACACUCUCCAUGAUUGCCCAUUUGGGGGUAUUUCCUUCCAAAGCAGAGCGGAAGAUCAUGUCUCGUCCCUUCACCAAGUUCCGCACGGCUGUCAGGGUGGUCAUCGCGAUAUUAAGAUUGCGUUUUUUGGUUAAGAAAUGGCAAGAAGUAGAUCGGAAAGGAGCCCUGGCACAAGGCAGAGCCCCUCGCCCAGGACCCCGAACCCGACGGCCACAGCAGUCUCCACCCAGAACCAGAGAGUCCCCCCCAACCCGGGAUGUGCCCUUGGGCCACGCCAGGGACCCCGCCAGAGGCCAUGGACUGGCAGGAGCAGCCUCCCCGCACAGUGGGGGAAGGGCCACUCCAUCCCCAAAUUCAAGAUUAGAAAGAUCUCUGACCACUUCUCAAGAUCCAGAACAUUCCUUGACAGAGUAUAUUCACCAUUUAGAAGUGAUCCAGCAAAGGCUCAGCGGGGCGAUAGCAGAUUCUAUUUCAAAGAAAUCCUGCCACCAGAAGAUUAAACAGUGAAUAAAAUCCUGUGGCUCUUAACCUGUGACAAUUCUGUUUGAGGAAAAGAUUUGUUUUUCCCUUUUCCCACAGAAGCUCAUGGGAUGGCAUGGGCACUACUCUGCACGUGCCAUGACACCAGCCCCCAGAUGCCUUGAAUUAAGUACUUGUCCUCACCUUGAUGCAUGGCUGCACAGCCAGUUGGAGUGUUUUCCGUGGAACCCUUCGUGUGUUUCAGGCACGUGACCUUCGUGAGGUAACACGACGCUGGCUGUGCUGCCGUGUGCCUGUCAGCAGACCCAUCCUUCCUGCCUCCAGGAUGGACCCAUAGAGAAGCUUCCUGUUGUUGUGUUUAUUUUCUUAAAGUGUACAGAUGGAAACUUCACUUAAAAAUAAGAACAAAACAACCCAAAAGGAAUAAAAUUUAAUCACUGUUUUGUUUAUGAAUA
This is a messenger RNA of Saimiri boliviensis boliviensis (Bolivian squirrel monkey), 10095 nucleotides long. NCBI's taxonomy places the organism in Eukaryota, Metazoa, Chordata, Mammalia, Primates, Cebidae. The record is from RefSeq and is a predicted model, not a curated record.